This is a messenger RNA of Phoenix dactylifera (date palm), 1332 nucleotides long. Its product is annotated as FCS-Like Zinc finger 14-like. Lineage: Eukaryota; Viridiplantae; Streptophyta; Magnoliopsida; Arecales; Arecaceae. The record is from RefSeq and is a predicted model, not a curated record.
UCCCAACAAUUAACGAGAGAGAGGAGGAGGAGGAGAGAGAGGGGAGUAGAAAGGAGGCCUUUCCCCUUCCCAUUCUCUCCUCCCUCUCGCUCUUUCCCUUCCAUUUACUCUAAAUCGAGAGGAGGAGGGAAGAAGCGCAUGCCAUGUGUAUGUUACGUAGAUAGAAACUUUUUAAUCCUGUCGUCGUAUCUUUUGCCCGUUAAAAGGCUGGAGAUUUACUCCUCAUCUCGUGAGGUCCGACAGCAGCAGCAACGGCAACCGCUUUCUAAAUCCAAUCAUCGCCAUGCCCAACUCCUCCUUCCUCAAGCUUUCCCUCUUCGUCGCCGGCGACCCUGCCGACACUCCGACCGCCGCCGUCGCCUGCUCCCCCACUGCCUGCCGCUCCCGGCGAAGCUUCGCCGACGGCGCCGUCGGGCUUGGCAUCGUCGCCGCCAUCAGCGGCGGCGGAGGCCGCGGGAGGCCUGCGGCGCUGACCCGGUCGGAGCCGAUCCCUAUCUCCCCGACGAGGGCCUUGGCGGCCGCCCGACCGCCGGAGCCGGACGAAGGGGCGCUCUCCGAGAGCUACACGUGCGUGAUCUCGCACGUCGGGGGGAACUCCGUGAGGAAGAGAGUCUAUUUCGGCGAUGGCUCCGAAGUCGUCACUAUGGACGUCCGGAGGCGCCGGGAAGUGAUCUUCGAGACGCCGCCGCCGAUACCGCCUCCGAAGCCGGCGAUUCCGUUCGCCGCCAUGGAUUUGUUGAGCCACUGUCAUUUGUGCAAGAAGAAGCUCGAGGGGAUCGAUAUCUACAUGUACCGUACGGCAGAUGCUUUUCCUCCAGUAAUUACUAGAGUCAUCAAGAAAAAGGGAUCUAGAAGUUCAACUUCCGAUACACUAGAGUGCUUUGUACCCUCUCACAAAGGAGACAAAGCCUUCUGUAGUCCAGAUUGCAGAUGCCAGCAGAUGCUGUUGGAUGCGCACAGGGAGAACUGUGGCUCUGAAGUACUGAACUCGUUCGAAUGCUCUCUGUCUCCCUGUUCCUUCCCUUUGCUCUUUGCAGCUGGUGUUGCAGCAGCUUAAUCGUGUGAUAGUAAACUAAAGAUGAAACCACAAGAAACAGGUAGCCAUGAAAGAAAAUAAGAGAGAGGCUGUCAGAGUGAAUAAUCGGUAUGGCCAGCAUUAUAUAUAUAUGCAUUGAGAAAUGGAAGAGACUGAUCUAAACUGCUUGUUGAUCUCAUCUUUUCAGGCAAAGCCCUGAAGAGAAACGAUGUAACAAAUAUGUGAUUUUUAAAUCCCCAUGUAGCAGAGAAUGCAUCAAUAGAUUGUGCAUGCAAUAAAUUCCCAUCUUCUAAGGC